Molecule: messenger RNA, 3617 nt
Organism: Marasmius oreades (fairy-ring Marasmius)
Lineage: Eukaryota; Fungi; Basidiomycota; Agaricomycetes; Agaricales; Marasmiaceae
Exons: 3
Coding region: 191-1987 (598 amino acids)
Source: RefSeq, a predicted model, not a curated record
CCCCACACCUCACAUUUACGUUCGUCAAAGACUCACAUUCUUACUCUCUUUGUCCGAACUUGAUUCGUCGCAACAACCUAGACUAAACCCCUUGUGCCAGUGGAAGUCGACAACUCUGUUCGGUGGAGCUGGUCAAGUUUCGUGCACGUUCUUGUUCUCGGAAAAUCCUCUCACACGCUAUAUCUCAACCAUGUCCUCACCAAGACAAGGGGAUUGGUCGAGAAAUAGCGAACCAGGAGCCGCAUUCAGCGGUCUAAGUCGCGGGCGGCGGGGUAAUGCAAGGGGUGGAGCAGGCAGUGGCAGCUCCAGAGGAGGUCGAGGAUCAAGAGGACGGGGAGGGGGUCCUAACCGUGCAGCCUCAGCCUCAACAGACAAAGCUACAAAGAAUGACGCUCCAGCGGAAGCUCCGAAAACAGUCGAUCUUCCAAAACCCCCUCCAUCUACUAUAACAUCAAAGCCAGACAAACCAGCCACCACUCAGAAAUCUAGACCGUCGAACUCUAGGAAAACCUCAUCUGCUCGUCCUAUCCCCACCAUUGUAACCCCCUCCACAAGCACUGACACCGUUACUUCGACUUCGACUGCCAAGAAUUCUUCACGACCCCCAAACCGUCGUAAACGAUCCCAAACUAACACAAAAACAGGCGACAACAUUCCAAAGAUUGAAAUACUAUCUCUCGAUGAUACCCAUUUACGUUCUCAGAGAGGCCGGGGUGGAAAGGCUCAUCUUCCCAUACCCCCCCAUUCGGCGCCACUUGCGAAAGACACCCCACCUCACCUAACCCCUAACAAUCCUUUCGACAUGCGGAACAACAUCGAUGCUCUUGUCGAGCGCGUAAGGGCUGUCGCAAUGGAUAGACCUACUACCCCUGGAAGUCAUAGUCACAUCGACUGGGCUGGGGAUGAUGACGAUAGCCUUCCGGAUCUUGAUGACUGGGGCGUGAACCCUAGCUCAGACAACACUACUAGUUUUCAUAACUCCGACAUGAUAUCGCCCAUCAUGAUUGAUGGACUCAAGUCCCUACCCGAUCCCAGCCCACUAUCUAUGACGGCCUCCAUCUCUCCUUCGUCGUCUACCAAGGAGGUCACCGAGAGUACCGAGGUUAAGGUUGGAGAAAUGGCUUCGAAGAAGGAUAAAACCGAUACCCCUCCCAAAAUCAACCAUCGCGAUCCUCUGAAAACCACGCUUCCCCUCCACCCUUCGUUACCUCCAAAACCUUCUUUUGUUGAGGCGCGUUUGACUUCACAUCGGGUAGGCGCUACCCCGAUGCGCAGCCCGCUGCAUAGUAAAUUCCAGCCAUCAGGAAGAAUUUUAAAAGUGGAAGAAAAGGUGAAGACGGUGGAGAAAGUCCCCAAAGCGUCCGAACCGCCUCCGAUCAAGGACGGGGAUACGACAGCACCCACUCCUGCCCCCGUGAAGAAUGAUCCUUUUGAAGAUAAUAAAACUACUUCCGGCGAUUUUUCUCAGCAACCGGCUUCAACACCCAAUCAAGGCGAUAGUGAGGAGCUGAUUGGUGAAAGACCCGGACUGCAAGUUUCUGUACACGCCCCCCGUAACCCAGCUGACGACGCUGAUGAAGCGCGACCCGGAUUGCAGGCUUCCAUGCAUGCACCUAAAGCCCGUUCUGAAUCCUCAAUAACGCCACCCACUAUGGUCCAAGCAAUCAUUGCUGACGGAAACCGUGGCAAUAUCAUCUCGCCCAACAGGUUCCAUCUCGCCGCUCAUCCCCACGCAUUCUCUCAUCAGGGCUCCUCUCGCUUCUCUCGUUCUGGGAACUCCACUCCUCAUAACAGAGCACUGGAUUCUGCUCACCAUGCGCGCACGCACUCGACCCCACCUGCCGGGACGUCGCCGCAUGCGUACCGUGCUCCCCAUGCCACGCGGCCUGUCAUUACUGGAGCUGCAAUUUCCAGGCUUGCUAGAGAUAUUGGUGUAGUCUCCAUGUCACCUACGCGGAACCCUGUCGCUCUGUCCUCCAAAGAAUAAAGACCUUUUCUAUCGUGUUGUAUGACUGCCCUACUCGUUUUCUCUCCUUCGCUUCCCAUCUUCUAUAUUUAUCUUUUCUUUUCCGGAUUUGUAGUUGACGACUCUUAAUGUUUAUACCCCUUCUUCCCCAGUCGACUGCUAUUACCCCGAUCACACUUAUCUAUCUUACCUUCCACCAGAUUUCUCACAAAAGUCGUAUAGUAACAAUCCACUUCUUAUUUACUUCACCUCCAGACCGAGGACUCUGGGCGGCUCAUCUGGCGUUCGGACCUUUCGUCGAAUUCAAUUGUCUGAACUGAAGUAAGACAAUUCCAGACCUAUCGACUUGAUUGGCUUCAAGCGACUGGAAAGGUCUGAUACUACGCCUAGGCUAACAAGCAUGUUACGAAUCCGACCUUCCCACAUGAUGGAUACAUCCUGACAUUGCUUGUGGAGGCCCUAGCUUUAACGACGCCAUGUAUAGUUUUCUUCCCCGUUUGAUCUACUUCUGAUUGGUUUUCAAUACUGAAACGUUCAAGAGAAGAGUUACGUCGCAACCAAUAUUCUGCACCCAUCGUCCAUUCGCUUUCGUAACUAUAGACGUUGAAGUCAAACCUUGAGGAGAGCGAUAGGUCGUCUGAAACGCGUGCAGAAUAGGCACCAGACAUAUGUCCGAGCAUUGGGUUGAAUAGUGCCGUUAUUGUUGUCGGUGUUUGAGAGGGAAGAGGAGUCUUUGACAGUGAGGCGGUAGAAAGAGCAGAGGAAGAGGGAGGUGGUAUUUGAUAGGAAGGCGGUGUGGCAUCCGGCAGCGUUGAGAACCUGAAUCCAGUGGAAACUUGAACGCGGAUAUGAGCCGUGAUACAGAGGAAAGAUAAGAGACAAAACGUACUUCCAGCGCUCCGUUCUUUCGCACUAAAGUAAACCUCGGCUCCAGCACACACACGACCUUUGAGACCUCCUUCGAUGGCAUCUUCUUCGUCCACUCGUUUCACUUUCACCUUUGGCGACGAGGCGGAGGUCGCCGGGUUUCCCUCAGGUUCUGCAGGUGUCGUACCAGCCAACCUCCCGAAGUUAUGCAAAACCUUGAUUCCCCACAUGCUAUCUUCUGCACUCCAAGUAUAUUCGGUACACCAUUUACCGACAUCGUGUUGCAGAUACACCAUGAAAUUGCUCAUGUCCCCUCCUCGACCUCGGAUGUCCGAUCUGACUCUACCAAGAGGAUCCGAGAUGGCUGCUACAAUGGCUUGAAGCGUAGGAUAUAGUCUAGUAGAAUAGAGUGCGUCGAGUCUUCCUGUAGGUAUGUAUAGUCGACCAUACAUGAGGUAGUCUGCAUUUUCGUGUAAGUUUACGAACGAGAAACAUACUCCACGAGAAUUGACGUACCUCGAGUGUCAACACUCUCCCCAGCCAACCAUUCAUCUUUCCCUUCAGGUCUCCGAGGCUGGUCGUAAACCUUGAACCGCUCAAUCAUGUCCUUGAACCGGACAUGGCCUGAUGUCUUGAUGUCCAAGUCGCAAGAGGUGAAUAUGUACCCGACUGAACCAUUAAGAGAAGGUAAGGCGUUCAUUGAAUAGGUAGUUUUGAACAGGGAGUUGGGUGACUUGGACAUUGAGAGGGAGAUUCCAUUGGGAACGGUAAAGUCAAGAAUCGC